UCUCGAUCCAGGCCAUGCAGCAUCUGAGAUUUUUCCAUAGUCAAGUUUACAUGGGAAAUAGGAGUCAGUGUGGACAUAUGUUCAAGAAGACUCUAAGAGAAAUACGACUUUUUACUGUUAAAAAAGCGUACUCGAGUAGGAAUUCAGUUACAACAACACAGAGGAGAUUUACAGUACCAGCAGCCGACGAGGCUCUGAUACAAGCCAGCCAGUCCUGUUUCUAAAAAUACACGGUUAGCUACCUCGGGGUAGCGGCAAUGUCGAUGUACGGUAAGGAGGUCCAGGUUCCGGGAGAGGCCGAUGUCACCUCGGUGUUCCUACGCGUUGGAGUGAGAUAGAAUCAUAUAUUACCUCGUCAAAACCUGCACGAGAUGUCGCGGAAACACUAUUCUUGAUUCUAUCUUUCAUUACAAUAUCCUUCCUCUUAGAACGACUAUUAACUAGUAUGCUAUCUGUUAAAUGCGUAGCCGUCAUCGGCGCCGCGGCGCUCCCUUUCCUAGGAGCAGCAAUCCCAGCAGCGCCAGCUCCGGCAGCCGAAUGCGCGCCGAUCCCGUCCGCGGGAGAAUAUCCCACAUGGCAGCAACUUCCCCUACAGACGACGCUCCCGGAUCCAUGGCUGCCGCUAGCAUACACCACAACCGACAGCGAAGGCGGCGACUCGCCAUCUUUCGCAUCUGACGUGAUGGCAGGCAAGGGUAAGAACCGGAUCCAGACUCCCGAGGAAUGGUACCGGUGCCGACAGCCGGAGAUUCUUCAGAUGCUACAAGAAUACCAGUACGGCUAUUACCCCGACCACUCGCAGGAGACGGUCAAGGCGACGCGUAGUGGUAAUACGGUCAGCAUCGAAGUGACGGCGGGAGGAAAGACAGGGAAAUUCAGCGCCACGCUGGCGCUGCCGUCGACGUCGCCUGCGCCUGUCGUCAUCAACAUCGGCGGCAUGACCAACCAACCAUAUCUGCAGGCCGGCAUCGCCGUCGUCGGCUUCGACUACUCGAGCGUAGCAGCCGACAGCAACGCCGGCACCGGUGCCUUUUGGGACAUCUACAAAGGCCAGGACAUCGGCGUCCUCACAGCGUGGGCCUGGGGCUUCCACCGCGUGCUCGACGCGCUCAACGCGACCGUGCCGGAAAUCGACAGCAGCCGCGUGGGCGUGACGGGGUGUUCGCGGCUAGGCAAGGCGGCGCUGGCGGCGGGGCUACUGGACGCGCGCAUCACGCUGACGAUGCCGAUGAGCAGCGGCGUGCAGGGGCUCGGGCCGUACCGGUACCACGGGCUCAGCGGGCAGGACGAGACGCUGGAGAACAGCAAGAGCGGGGCCGGGUGGUGGACGGACUCGACGCUCGGCACCUUCGUCAACCACGCCGAGAACCUGCCGUACGACGCGCACACCAUCGCCGCCGCCAUCGCGCCCCGCGCCCUCGUCAUCGACCAGGGCACCGGCGACCAGUUCACCAACUCCAAGGGGACUUCCGUCAUCGUGUAUCCCGCCGCCAAGCUCGUCUACGAUUGGCUGGGCGUUCCCGACCAGAUCGCCAUGUCCGUCCGCGGUGGCGGUCAUUGCGACAUGAGUGGAUUCAACAGCGUCCUACCUUUCGUAACGAAGGUACUCCAGAACCAGACUAUUACCAAGGACUACGACGACCUAGGAAGUUACGGUUCCCCGAUGACGACAGCUUACCUCUGGGCUACUGCGGUACCCACGGCGGCAUGAAAUUUGUGCAAAUAUGCGGCAGAAGAUAUCGGGAUAUUGGGGACCUGUGUAUGAAAAGAAUCAGAAUAGCAAACUUGGGAUUUCGAGAACU
Molecule: messenger RNA, 1802 nt
Organism: Annulohypoxylon truncatum
Lineage: Eukaryota; Fungi; Ascomycota; Sordariomycetes; Xylariales; Hypoxylaceae
Product: carbohydrate esterase family 15 protein
Exons: 4
Coding region: 446-1711 (421 amino acids)
Source: RefSeq, a predicted model, not a curated record